AUGUCCAACACAACAGACACCAUACCCACAAUAACUCCCAGUGAGACUGUCACUGACACUGAUACAACUGAAGUGCCCACCGAUCCCACCACGGAUCCCGACACUACCACGGAUCUUCCCACUGCAGCUGACCCGCCUCCAAGUACUACCACUGAACCAGAUACGACUUCAAUCACGAGCAUCCCACCUACCGCCACCACAACAGUACCGCCGUCAGAAACCACCUCAUCGGAACCGCCGCCUACCACAGAACAGCCAGUAACCACAACUAUAGUACAACCACCCACAGAUCCUACCCAGCAACCAUCUACUCAGGUUAUUGUCGAAACAUCCACUUUCACUCCUACCAGCGAUCCUACCACUGCUGAUACCACGUCAUCGGCAAGCUCGACCUCCUCAACUCCUUCAACCUUAAGCGCUGGCGAUAGAGAUGGCGGCGGAUCGUCUGGUCUCGGUGAGAGUGGCACCAUUGCUGUUGCAGUCGUGAUUCCCCUUGUCGCCAUUGCUGGCCUCCUACUCCUUGGAUUCUGGCUGUGGCGCAAGAGGAAGGCUCGCAAGCAGGCCGAGGAGAUGCGCAAGAGUGAGAUGGCCGAAUAUGGUUUCAACCCGAACAAUGAUCCAUCUCUUGCUCCCGCAGGCGCGUCAUACCAGGAAGAUCAGUCAGAAAUGACCGAAGAUAACUCGGGCUAUCGUGGCUGGGGCGCCACUACCUCCAAUCACAAAGCCUCCACCACCUAUGGCUCCCGUGCUCCAGGCCUGUCCGACAGCGGUUCUCAACCAGGUGGCAACUACUCACAACCUUCUCCCAACGCCUACUCGGACGCGUACUCUGCCGAUCCGCUCAUGCAAGGUCACCCUGAAGGUGGUGAUGGUGUUGGCACUUUGGGUGGCGCCGCUGUCGCUGGUGCUGCCGCUGGUGGUCUUGGCCGCAAUCGCAGCCAUGGUGGUGUGCGUCGUGGGCCUAGCAACGCUUCUUCUGCGUACUCGAACGUUGCGCCGUCCGAAGCAUCCAGUGAGGCGCCGAGCCUUCCCAGGCCCUAUUAUGAGCAGGAAAUGCCCUACAACGACUACGGACAGCAACCGCACGGGUCGUAUGGUAAUGAUCAGCCCAUUGUGAGGGAUGUACAAGCCAGGAGAAAUACGAGGAUUGAAAGGGCGCCGACAUUCCCGCAACAGCAAGGUGGGAUCUCGCAGAACUUUUAA
This is a messenger RNA of Cyphellophora europaea CBS 101466, 1203 nucleotides long. RefSeq lists its product as uncharacterized. The transcript has 2 exons. NCBI's taxonomy places the organism in Eukaryota, Fungi, Ascomycota, Eurotiomycetes, Chaetothyriales, Cyphellophoraceae. The coding region runs from base 1 to 1203 and encodes 400 amino acids. The record is from RefSeq and is a predicted model, not a curated record.